Aspergillus heteromorphus CBS 117.55 is the source of this 1268-nucleotide messenger RNA. RefSeq names its product mitochondrial 37S ribosomal protein uS7m. Lineage: Eukaryota; Fungi; Ascomycota; Eurotiomycetes; Eurotiales; Aspergillaceae. The record is from RefSeq and is a predicted model, not a curated record. The transcript is spliced from 3 exons. Gene Ontology annotation, molecular function: mRNA binding; structural constituent of ribosome; rRNA binding. Gene Ontology annotation, cellular component: ribosome. The coding region runs from base 63 to 1166 and encodes 367 amino acids. Gene Ontology annotation, biological process: ribosomal small subunit assembly; translation.
CGGCCGUCGAGGUGAUUUCCCCAUCCUCGCCAUAGUUGUCAUCCUUCAAGGCCCAGUUCACCAUGCCGCCCCGUCUCAAUCUUUUCACCGCAAGGGCGGUCCCCGUUCUUCGCUCCUCCGCCACCCCCUCCGCCGCCCGACGCAGUUUCACCACCAUCCUCAACGCGAACAGGCCCUGCGCGGCGACUACCAAUGGUCUGACUACGCCGCUUCAACGACGAUGCAACUCCUCCGGCUCCGACGGACAGGGCCGGCCCAAGGGCCCGACCGAGGACCCCCUGCCCCAUGUCAGUGAGGAGGCCGCGGAGGUCAGCAAGAUCAUGGACAAGAAGUGCGACGGCGCCCCGUCCAGCCCGGAGUUGGAGCAGGGAACGCCUGUUUCCGAGAUCCUCCGCCGCGACAAGGACGCCCAGAAGCACGCCCCCAAGGUCAUGCAGGACCAGAUGAACCGCCCCUCCGGCUCCCGUUCCUUCUCGACAUCCGCUUUCCGUAUGCAGGAGCUACAAGCGAACAACAACCCCAGCAGCAGCAGUGAUGACGCCUCCGCGGCCCUGGUCGCCAACAUGAUCGCCCAGGUCACCGAACAGGCCGCGGAGCUGCACCCCGGCCUCAAGUUCCCCGCGCCGGCCGAACUCCCCCGGACUGAGAACUUCCGUAAACGAUACGAUACGGUGGUGGACCAGUUCACGAAGACGAUCAUGCGGGAUGGUAAGCUGAGCAAGGCCCAGAAGAACAUGUCCUUCGUCCUGGACCACCUGCGCACGGCACCCCCUCCCCAAAUCAACCCUCGCCGGCGGUUGGUCGGCGCCCCCCCGGCGUCGCAGCUCCCCCUCAACCCGGUGCUGUACCUCACGACGAUCAUCGACUCGGUGGCGCCACUGCUCAAGCUCCGCCAGCAGAAGGGUAUCGUGGGUGGAGGUGUGUCGGUGCAGGUGCCCGUGCCGCUCACGCUGAGACAGCGCCGGCGCACGGCCAUCAUGUGGAUCGUGGAAGCGUCGGAGAAGCGUCGCGACAGCCAGUUCGCGUACCGCCUGGCCAACGAGCUGGUGGCCGUCGCAGAGGGCCGUAGCGGCGUCUGGGACAAGCGCGAGCAUGCGCACAAGCUGGCUACGUCCGUCCGGUCCAACGUGUCGGCGAGAUCGGGUACCAAGAACCGGAUGGGUUGAUCAACGGACGGAUGGGCUGUAUAUUAUCCGCAUGUGUAUUUUUUUGACUGUUUUGAGAGCAUUGGUAUUAGGUUCAUUUUUAAUUGAUUAGACAUGAUUUAC